AUGACAAUUACGCAUAUUGAAGAAAAAGAAUCAGAACCUUCAACUAUAGCUCAAGAACAACGAACAAAAAACGAUGAAACUUAUGCUUUAAGAACAAUCUUAUUAAUUGGCAGAACUGGUAGUGGAAAGUCUACUUUGGCAAAUGUGAUAACUGGUACCGAUGAUUUUAAAGAAAGUUCAGGCUCUAUUAGCGAAACUAAAGAAUAUGAAAUUAAAGAUUAUUUAAUCAAUGGAAAAUCUUAUAGAAUAGUUGAUACAGUCGGAAUUGGUGAUACAAGAUUGACAGACCAGCAAGUUUUAAAUAAAUUAGCAGAGGCAGCUGAUCGUAUUCAAUUAGGAUUGUAUCAAAUUUUGUUUGUUGCCAAUGGGCGCUUUACAGAAGAAGAAAUUAAAGCCUAUGAUUUAUUGAGAGAAGUUGUUUUUGAUAAAGAUGUUGUUAAAUACACUUCUAUUGUAAGAACAAAUUUUCCUGAUUUUAAUGAUUAUGAUAAGUGUAUGGAGGAUAUUAAGAACAUGAUUGGAGAAAAUGAUAGUCUUUCUCACAUAGUCCAAACAUGUAAAAAGGUUAUUUAUGUAGAUAAUCCACCAUUAACUGGUUAUUAUAAAGAAGUGGGUAAAGCUUCUAGAGCAGAUUCGCGAGAAAGAAUAUUAGAUCAUCUAAAAGAUUGUAAUGAUAUUUAUUUACCAAAAAACAUUGAAAAAGUGAACAAAAGAAUAGCAGAUUACAUGUCUGAAAAAGAUAAAUUAAAAAAACAAGUAGAAGAAUUGAAAAAAAAAUUGGAAAAAGAAACUGAAGAGAAAAAACUAUUGGAAGAUGAAAUAAAAAAACUAAAUAGUUUUAUUAAAAGAUGUAUUAUAUCUUAA
Messenger RNA from Entrophospora candida, 864 nucleotides. NCBI's taxonomy places the organism in Eukaryota, Fungi, Glomeromycota, Glomeromycetes, Entrophosporales, Entrophosporaceae. The record is from the annotation of a GenBank genome assembly.